AGUUGGCGCGGCGGCGGCGAAGCGGCAGGAGGGUAGGAGCCGCAGCGCCGAGUGAGGCGCGCGGUGGGGCGCGGGCAGCGGCGGGGCCGGAGCAACAUGGCGCCGGGGGGCGGGGGCGGGUGGCGGGACGGCUGGCCGGCCCGAGGGCGCCUCCUCCUGGCCGCGCUGCUGCUGCUGCUAUGGACCCGGGCGGCCAGCGGCCAGAGCAGCUCCCAGCAGAGCGUGAUCCUAGGCAUGAGGCUGGCGAGCUGCAACAAGUCGUGCGGGAUGAACCCGGAUGGCAUCAUCUUCGUGUCCGAGGGCAGCACGGUGAACUUGAGGCUCUACGGCCACAGCCUGGGCGAGAUCUCCAGCAACCUGAUCUCCUUCACCGAGGUGGACGACGCCGAGAAGGUCCACAACUCCACCAACUGCCUGGAGCUCACCAAAGACUUAGUGGUCCAGCGGCUGGUCAACGUGAGCCGCGGGAACACGUCGGGGAUGCUAGUGGUGAUUACCAAGUUCCUGCGGAGGAGCGAGAACAUGAAGCUGUACGCACUGUGCACCCGGACCCGGGCCGACGGGCCCUGGGUCAAAUGGACGGACAAGGAUUCCCUGCUCUUCAUGGUGGAGGAGCAUGGGAGGUUUCUGCCGCUCUGGCUGCACAUCCUUCUCGUUUUGGUGCUGUUGGUGCUGUCGGGCAUCUUUUCUGGCCUCAACCUGGGGCUUAUGGCCCUGGACCCGAUGGAGCUGCGCAUCGUGCAGAACUGUGGAACUGAGAAGGAGAGAAAGUAUGCUCGCAAGAUAGAACCCAUCAGGCGCAAGGGCAACUACCUGCUCUGCUCGCUGCUCCUGGGGAAUGUGCUAGUCAACACCUCCCUCACCAUCCUUCUAGACAACCUCAUCGGCUCUGGCAUCAUGGCAGUGGCUUCCUCUACCAUUGGCAUUGUCAUCUUUGGGGAGAUCUUACCUCAGGCCCUGUGCUCCCGGCACGGGCUGGCUGUGGGUGCCAACACUAUUGUUCUCACCAAAGUCUUUAUGCUCCUCACUUUCCCCCUGAGUUUCCCCAUUAGCAAACUCCUGGACUUCGUCUUGGGUCAGGAGAUUCGUACUGUUUACAAUCGGGAGAAGCUGAUGGAGAUGUUGAAGGUGACAGAGCCUUAUAAUGACUUGGUGAAGGAGGAGUUAAAUAUGAUCCAGGGUGCCCUGGAACUAAGGACCAAAACUGUGGAGGAUAUCAUGACCCAGCUACAUGACUGCUUCAUGAUCCGCAGUGAUGCCAUUCUGGACUUCAACACCAUGUCAGAGAUUAUGGAGAGUGGCUAUACUCGCAUUCCCGUGUUUGAAGACGAGCAAUCCAAUAUCGUAGAUAUCCUUUAUGUCAAAGACUUGGCUUUUGUUGACCCGGAUGACUGCACCCCACUCAAGACGAUCACUCGCUUCUACAACCACCCGGUACAUUUUGUUUUUCAUGACACCAAGCUGGAUGCCAUGCUGGAGGAAUUCAAGAAGGGGAAGUCCCACCUGGCCAUUGUGCAGAAGGUGAACAAUGAGGGUGAGGGCGACCCCUUCUACGAGGUGCUGGGCCUGGUCACCCUGGAGGAUGUCAUUGAGGAGAUCAUCAAGUCCGAGAUCCUGGAUGAAUCGGACAUGUACACUGACAAUCGAACCCGGAAACGAGUGUCCAUGAAGAACAAGCGUGACUUCUCUGCCUUCAAGGACACUGACAAUGAACUCAAAGUGAAAAUCUCACCUCAGCUGCUUCUGGCUGCUCAUCGCUUCCUGGCCACAGAGGUGCCGCAGUUUAGCCCCUCUCUGAUGUCAGAGAAGAUCCUGCUCCGGCUGCUCAAGUACCCUGACGUCAUUCAGGAGCUCAAGUUUGACGAACACAACAAGUACUGCGCGCGCCACUACCUUUACACCCGGAACAAGGCAGCCGACUGCUUCAUCCUCAUCCUGCAGGGGAAGGUGGAGGUGGAAGCAGGCAAGGAGAACAUGAAGUUUGAGACGGGUGCCUUCUCGUACUAUGGGACCAUGGCUCUGUCCACGGGAACCUCAGACCGGUCCCCAGCCCACCAAACUCCACUCAGCCGCUCAGCCUCCCUCAGUUACCCGGACCGCAACACAGACUUGACACACUCCUCCCUGGCAGGCAGCAACCAGUUUGGCAGCUGCAUUCUGGGCCAGUAUAUCUCUGACUUCAGUGUGCGGGCGCUCACAGACCUGCAGUACAUUAAGAUCACAAGACAGCAGUACCAGAAUGGACUGAUGGCCUCCCGCAUGGACAACAGCCCCCAGCUCACCCUGGAUGGCUGUGCCACCUGCGCAGAGAACUUUACCGAGAGGCCUGAGCUGCCCGUGGUGGAUGAGACCACGACUCUUCUCAAUGAACGCAACUCGCUGCUGCACAGACCCUCCCAAGAGGGCGCCAUCUGACAGGAGGGCCCGGGGACUCCCGCCCACCCUGCGGGGGUCUCCCCAGUGGGCCCACAUGAAGUUAGGGAGCCUGUUAGGCUAGAAGGGGUGCAGGUAGAUAUCCUGCAUGACUGAGCAACCAGACAUCCCUGUCCAGGGGCUCUGGCUGCAGAUGGGGACCUCUGAACAGCUCUGACAUGAUGCCUGCCCAGCCCAGCUAGUGAGCAAAGAAAGGCUGGGGUUUUUUUGGUUUUUUUUUAAACACUGAGAAGUUUUAAGCUAGGCUCAUUGCUCCUCUUUUUAAAUAUCAUUUUGGGAAGGGAAGACAGGGUUAAGGAACUUUAUGUAAAAAAAAAAAAAUUUUUUUUUCCAAGAAGUCCCACAAACUUUAAAAGGGGAGGAGGGUUCCUCGCCCCAGGAAGCAGUAGCCAUAACCUGUUUCCAGCAAGACCUUGCAGCCUGUGUCUGUCACUCUAGGAGGCACUCCUCUGCAGCAGUGAGGCUCUGUGAGGGCCUGGAGCCCACAGGAGUGGAUUCCUGGGAGGAAGCAGGGAUCCAGGUGAUAAUGAGGUCUACUGCUAGGACACACGAGCUGAAGUCAUAGAGCAGUGCUGAGCAACGGAUCAGGGACGGGAUGACCCCAGCAUCAGCAUCGGAGAGGAAUACAUCUGCCCUUGUCAACUGCUGGAUCCAGUGAUCUCCUAGAACCCGGACCAGGGCCUCUCAUGGAGAGACGGGACUCAGCUGCGAACCAGGCCCUGGCUCUUUCAUCUACCCCUUUGGAUAGUUUUCUCCUGGAAGGGUCUGGUUCCAUGGUUAGGCAUGGUCUUUGGCUCUGCAGUUGCUUCUCUGCUUCCUGGCCAUGGCUUCCCUCUUACCAAAGGUUUCCUCUCAGAGGGGAGAACAUCAACAUUAGAGGUGACUUGUUGAGCACUCCUUGUGGUUUCCGGCCAAGUCUGACGAUAAGUAUAUCUGUGUCAGCAGCUCUUCCUACCCAUCCACCUGCAAGAAGAGCCAGGGAUGAGCAGUCCACCCAGGAAGGUUUCUUUCCUGCCUCCCCAUUCUUAUCUCUAUCCUGGUCCCUCUGGGGACUGAAAGCCACCUAAGCUGGGCCAUUGCAUCCUUGCCUGCGUGGCUGACUGAGGACCACCUAAGCUCAUUUCCACUUAAGGACCUCCAAGAAAGGAGGGGUUCCUAAUACCAUACAACAGGUAGCCCGGUUCUCUCUGCCUGGGGACUGUGCUAGUGAGAGAGUAAUGAUAAGCUUGGGCUGAAACUGUUAGUGCCGCAGAGCAAUCCAUGCCAUGUGAAUCCUACCCCAGUGCCACCUGGGAAACCUGAGUGGAAUCAGGCCAUGGGACAGAGCUGCACACUUCUAUUGUUGGGAGACUGUGGGACCAAGGGCCACAUCUACCUUACGUUGGCACAAAUGGAGUUGGAGUAUAAGAGCCAGGCUAGGGAGAGCAUGGGCAAGCAUGAACACAGGCAAGCUGGAGCACUGGCCGUCUGUGUUUAUUCAUUCACUCCUUUCCUCAGCCAGUGGAGUCUUGUCACACCACAUACUCUGCUGUCUGUGUACCCAGAGAAUCCUAACUCCCAGGAUGCACCAGGGUGUCCUGUACCCCCGGCCAAUCUGAGGUCUCUUCCAUUCACAGAAUUUACUCCGAGAAGCCUGAAAACUUUCAACAGCUUUCAACUAUAAGGGAAAAAGACAUCAGACCUCUAGUUCCUUAAGAAACUCUUAGUUCUCUGUAGAUGCAGGAUGCUCCUGGGUCUCUAGAUGAGGUGCCUAGCUGUGUUCCUGAGAGACCUAAGUGCCAGGUAGAGCAAAACAUGUGGUGGGUGUGAGGCAAAUGUAGCAGGUGCACACACUUCCAUAGCUACCUCUGUGCGUACACAGUCACCACCGACAGACAGGCCCCGCCCCUCCCCACCCCUCCUUAUUGAGAAUCAGUUUUUGCAGAGGGUCAUAAUUAUUUCCAAAUAUUACUGGUCUGAUGACUUCCUCCUCCCAGUGCAAUUUUUUCACUUCCUCUUUAAACCUCUGGUUCUUGGGCAGAGCCAUACCCUGGAACUGGCAUGGUCUGCAUGUCUUCCCAGCAGAGGAGGACUCCGCAGACAGCGUCCAAGUGGAUAGGCAAGUCACAGCCGCCAUAGCAGAUGACUCCUAUUUAUUUUGCAUUAAGAUUUUAAUUUGUAUAUUUUUGUGAUUUAUUUUGGCAUUGUUAUGAGUUUGACUCUCGGGGAGUUUUGUUGUUAUGACUCUUGUGUCUUUUGUCACAAAACAAUGAUAAUAUUUGCUAAACAAUAUAUGGAAUUUAUUUUUGAUUGGUAAUA
Messenger RNA from Arvicanthis niloticus (Nile rat), 4731 nucleotides. It is a transcript of the gene Cnnm4, whose product is annotated as cyclin and CBS domain divalent metal cation transport mediator 4. Gene Ontology annotation, molecular function: sodium ion transmembrane transporter activity; magnesium ion transmembrane transporter activity. NCBI's taxonomy places the organism in Eukaryota, Metazoa, Chordata, Mammalia, Rodentia, Muridae. Gene Ontology annotation, biological process: magnesium ion transport; magnesium ion homeostasis. The record is from RefSeq and is a predicted model, not a curated record. Gene Ontology annotation, cellular component: plasma membrane.